Pocillopora damicornis (cauliflower coral) is the source of this 702-nucleotide messenger RNA. Its product is annotated as retina and anterior neural fold homeobox protein 2-like. The record is from RefSeq and is a predicted model, not a curated record. NCBI's taxonomy places the organism in Eukaryota, Metazoa, Cnidaria, Anthozoa, Scleractinia, Pocilloporidae.
AUGAACUCAAGGAAGGCCUGCAAAAGACCAGCCGCGGAAAUUGAAUAUGAUCAACUGCGGAAAAGGCGAAGAAGAACAGCGUUUACUAAUGAACAACUCAAUCGAAUGGAGGAAGCAUUCCAAGAAGAACGAUUCCCGGGUAUUCACUUACGAGAGAAGCUGGCGCGAGAACUGAACAUACGAGAAGACAGGAUUCAGGUCUGGUUCCAGAAUCGCCGCUCAAGAUGGCGAAGGCACGAGAUCAAAAACAAGCCUGCCCCAUCGCUCCCUGAUUCCACAAUCCGAUCAGUCAGUAACCCGUUUGUGUCACCAGCCACGUUCCAGCCCUCGCCCGUCAGUUUCCCGCCUUGGAGCCCAUUCUUCUCUCCGUUUUUAGGAAACGCUUCUAUGUUUCUGCCAAACGGGCCCGCUACCGAAGAUAUGCUUCCCAGGAUUACCAGUUUCCCGGGCGAGGCAAACUCAACAGUCUUUCACAUGGACACCAGGGGACAGUGUUCCUCUCCACAAACGGUCAGUGUGAUGUUAGGUCCUCGUGUAUCAGCUUCAGUGAGCUCAUCAUUCAGUCCCAAUUCCUUACCCACUGGCAACCUCAAGGCUCGGCACCAAGCUUCUUGUGGCUCGGACAGUGGAGAGGAUCGUCACUCAUUAGAUGAUUACCUUGCUGCUAUUACUUUGGUCAGCGGUUUUCCGCGGCAAAAUUAG